This is a messenger RNA of Venustampulla echinocandica, 480 nucleotides long. RefSeq lists its product as uncharacterized. The record is from RefSeq and is a predicted model, not a curated record. The coding region runs from base 1 to 480 and encodes 159 amino acids. The transcript is spliced from 3 exons. Lineage: Eukaryota; Fungi; Ascomycota; Leotiomycetes; Helotiales; Pleuroascaceae. Gene Ontology annotation, molecular function: bis(5'-nucleosyl)-tetraphosphatase (asymmetrical) activity. Gene Ontology annotation, biological process: ATP biosynthetic process; AMP biosynthetic process.
AUGUCGCUCAGUUCCAGCACGAUGUUGCGCCUUUCUGAUACUUUUGUUAUUAGCUGUGGUACAAUCACUCUGGAUCCUGUUGAAGCAAAGAUGCUUCUUAUUCGCUGGAAGAAAAAUGGAGAGGUUUUCCUACCCAAAGGACGCAAGAACAUUGGCGAGACCUUAGAGAAUGCCGCAAUACGAGAGACCUACGAAGAAACAGGUUUCCGAGUAACUCUCCUCCCGUUGCGGAUUCCCACACUCGCAACUCCAGUGGCGGCUGCUAACCUGGACGGUGAGCUAACCACGGAGCCUGUUGCUGGAGACUCUACCGCUACGCCUGAUGCAGGAACACAGGAGGAGGGGGAGGACUUUGACCCAGUCUGGGCAGAUCUCGAAAAUGCAGUUCAGACUCUGACUUUCGACGAUGACAAGCAGAUUGCACAAACAGUCGUUAAGCUAUUCCGAGCCAGCUCUAUAGUCGAGAGUCAGGACAGUUGA